AUGAGGAAUGAGUUUCCAUGGCUAUGGAAGCAGUUAGAAAGCAAACGGCUUCUGUUGCUAUUGGGACUCACAUUUGCUCUCAUCGUCACUUUCCAGUUCGUCGAGCUACCUUACGACAUCUCCUCCAUCUUCUCUUCCACCAAGAUCCCCAUUUCAAGAAACUCAACUUCACUUGGCAAGAAUCAGAAUGGUAACAACUUGCCUCCAGCUAUGGCGCCAAGCUUUUCCCCAAAGAACUCAACUUUAACUGAUUCUGGAGGAGACGACGAAGAAGUUGAGGUUGAUCAGAUAUCUAACGCCACCGCCCCCGCCAUUUCGCCUUCUCCGGGAAAGGAAAACGCAACCGCUCCUGCCGCUAGUACAGAGCCUCCAUCUGCAUUGCCUGGUUUAAACCCGUCUCCGGUUAAGGAAAAAGCAACAGCACCUGCCCCUAGUGCAAAUCCUCCUCCUGCAUUGCCUGGUUUAAACCCAUCUCCGGUUAAGGAAAACGCAACCGCUCCUGCUGCAUUGCCUGGUUUACAACCCUCUCCGGUUAAGGAAAAUGCAACAGCUCCUUUGGCUAGUGCAAAGCCUCCUCCUCCUCCUCCUCCUCCUCCUCCUGCAUUACCGGGUUUAAACCCGUCUCCGGUGAAGGAAAACACUACAAUGCCUACACCUAAAAAAGAUGUUAGUGGUGCUUCUCCGGUUGUGAGAUUUGUGCCUGACGUAAAGGAGAAUCUGAAAAUCCCUGGUUCCGGAGUGAUGUCAAUAUCAGAGAUGAGCAAGCAGCUGACUCAAAACCGUGUUUCACAGAAUCGUCUAGCAAAGAAACCAAAAUGGGUUACUAAACCUGACUUGGAGCUAUUACAAGCAAAACAUGAGAUUGAGAAUGCACCAAUCGAUGACAAAGACCCUCUUCUCUACGCUCCUCUCUACCGCAAUGUUUCCACUUUCAAACGGAGCUAUGAGUUGAUGGAGAAGAUGUUGAAGGUCUAUGUGUACAAAGAAGGAGAUAAACGUAUAAUGCACAAUCCAAUACUCAGAGGGAUCUAUGCAUCAGAAGGCUGGUUUAUGAACGUUAUGGAUUCCAACAACAACAGAUUUGUGACAAAGGACCCUUCGAAAGCUCAUCUCUUCUACUUACCAUUCAGUUCCCGGAUGCUCGAAGCGACUCUAUAUGUUCAAGACUCUCACAGCCACCGCAAUCUCAUCAAGUUUCUUAAAGACUACAUAGACCUCAUCUCCGUCACAUACCCUUUUUGGAACCGAACUUCCGGCGCCGACCAUUUCCUUGUCGCCUGCCAUGAUUGGGCUCCAUCAGAGACGAGGAAGCAUUUCGCAAAGAGUAUAAGGGCGUUGUGCAACUCUGAUGUCAAAGAAGGGUUUGUCUUUGGAAGGGACACUUCUUUACCGGAGACAAUGGUUAGAGAUCCCAAGAAACCUCUAAGCAACAUCGGUGGUAAAUCCGCAACACAAAGGCCAAUUCUUGCUUUCUUUGCUGGCAAACCGGAACACGGUUAUCUCCGGCCGAUCCUGCUCUCCUACUGGGGUAACAACAAAGAUCCUGACUUGAAAAUCUUCGGGAAACUUCCUCGGACGAAAGGGAACAAGAACUACCUUCAGUUCAUGAAGACUAGCAAGUACUGUAUUUGCGCCAAAGGCUUUGAAGUGAACAGCCCGAGAGUGGUUGAGGCCAUUUUCUAUGAUUGUGUUCCGGUUAUCAUAUCGGAUAACUUUGUGCCGCCGUUUUUCGAGGUGUUUGAUUGGGAGUCGUUUGCGCUUUUCAUACCGGAGAAAGACAUACCGGAUUUGAAGAAGAUUCUGAUGGCGAUACCGAAACGGAGGUACUUGCAAAUGCAGAUGAGGGUGAAGAGAGUGCAGAAGCAUUUUCUGUGGCAUGUGAAACCGGAGAAGUAUGAUAUGUUUCACAUGAUUCUUCAUUCGGUUUGGUUAAACCGAGUCUUCCAGAUUUCUGGUUAG
Molecule: messenger RNA, 1959 nt
Organism: Microthlaspi erraticum
Lineage: Eukaryota; Viridiplantae; Streptophyta; Magnoliopsida; Brassicales; Brassicaceae
Source: the annotation of a GenBank genome assembly